This is a messenger RNA of Colletotrichum fioriniae, 1011 nucleotides long. RefSeq lists its product as uncharacterized. Lineage: Eukaryota; Fungi; Ascomycota; Sordariomycetes; Glomerellales; Glomerellaceae. The record is from RefSeq and is a predicted model, not a curated record.
AUGCUGACCCUUCUGAGCCUCCUCUGGGCGCUCACCGUUGUACUCGGCGUCGCCCAGGCCUCCCCAACGAACGUCGUCGACGUCGAUCUCCCCGAGGCCGCAAAGCCCGCAGCUCCGACGAAGACUUUCAUCCUCACUCAGGAGGACGUCGACGCCUACUACGAGGAGACCGGCAUGACUGAUGUAAUGGGAAUAAACGGAAUGGAUGAGGUCUCGCUCUCAGACUUGGAUGACCCUCCCGUCUAUAACAUCACCUGCCCCGACAAAUGGCAAGUCUACUAUUAUAAUUGGUGGCCUUUACUCAACGCGAUGUGCGGCACAGUAGCCAAGAUGGGAGGAGCUUGGACGGACGGGCCAUGGACUGGCGUCUUCGGUGGUAAUCAGGCAAAGAUAGACAGAGCUAGAAAAGUCACCUUCGACUGGGCGCAGACGGGUCGCGGCGAUGAGUUCUGGAUGAAGGAAAAGAUCAGCAUGGAUUACGAGGGCUGCGGAAUAGCCAAAUUCGAGUAUCAGUACCAGCAACAAGCGAUACUGGAGAACGGAAGAGGAGAAUGUUGGAAUACCAAAGACUACCGGCCGACAUACCUGCCCGUGAAAGCGAUUGUCAAGGAUUUCUGCGAACAAUCCAUCAAGGUGAUCCGACAGCAAGGAGCCGAUCAGUUCAUCAAGGAUGUUUCACGGGGCAAGGACGGACUCUAUUUCACGAGUUAUAACCGCCAGGUCGACGAUGCUUUGAACAGGACCAGGCUGUACGAUGUCGGCAUGAUUCACUUCUGGAUCAAGCCGAGGAACAAUACCAUUGCUUGUCCUGCGGGCAAGACCGUUCAAGACAUCAUUGAGGAUAAAGUGGACGGACUCAACGAGGCGCUGUGCCAGCAGCGUAUCUUGUCUAUUGAGAACAUGGACUGUGGAGCUCCUUUGGGCAAAAGCGAUGGCGGACGCUUGUUUGCAGACUGUUUCGAAUGGGGAGUCGAAGCAUCUGGUUACAAUGGGAUCGACAUUCUUGGGUAA